This is a messenger RNA of Iphiclides podalirius (scarce swallowtail), 702 nucleotides long. The record is from the annotation of a GenBank genome assembly. NCBI's taxonomy places the organism in Eukaryota, Metazoa, Arthropoda, Insecta, Lepidoptera, Papilionidae.
AUGGUUGAACUCAAACUUUUCGUAGAAGAAGUGAAGGAAUUUGUUCGAGCAGAUCCUCUUUUAAUAGCCAGGCCAGGUGAAACAGAUCUCCUUUGGUGCUUCAAUGAACCAAGUGUCCUGGAUAAGUUUGUGGCGACAAGCGACAGUGAUCACAAUGAGGGAUACAGUACUUGCAGUUUUGACAUGAGCCCAGCAGGACGUGCACGAUUUCAUGGCUGCCUCGAUGUCAGGGUGCCUAAAGAUGGUCGAAUUAAAAAGGCUGGAUACUGCGCCGUGCGAUCUAAAAGAGCCAGGAAAUCCUUCAAACGUAAGACGACAUACGAUUGGCAUCUAUACAACACACUUGUGUUAAAAGUCAGAGGUGAUGGUAGAUCAUAUCUACUCAACAUAUCCUGUGAAGGAUAUUACGACAUAACUUGGAAUGAUAUUUAUCAUUACGUUCUGUAUACAAGAGGUGGACCGUAUUGGCAAAUUGCCAAGAUACCAUUUUCAAAGUUCAUAUUGGGAUCAAAGGGACGAAUACAAGAUAAACAAAACAGAAUGAGAUUUGACAGGGUAACACACUUCGGUAUAACGUGCGCAGACAAGAUAAAUGGUCCAUUCAAUCUAGAAAUUGAGUAUAUUGGUCUGGAGUUUGAUCCAACCCAUGAUGAGGAGUUUGCUUAUGAAAUGUACAAAACUGAUAAAUAUAUAGUAGGAGUA